This is a messenger RNA of Entamoeba nuttalli P19, 705 nucleotides long. Its product is annotated as anti-silencing protein, putative. The record is from RefSeq and is a predicted model, not a curated record. Gene Ontology annotation, molecular function: histone binding. Bases 1 to 705 code for a protein of 234 amino acids. Gene Ontology annotation, cellular component: nucleus. Lineage: Eukaryota; Evosea; Mastigamoebida; Endamoebidae. Gene Ontology annotation, biological process: DNA replication-dependent chromatin assembly. The transcript has a single exon.
AUGGCAUCAUUAACUAAAAUCAACUCCCUUUUUCCAAACCCAUCUACAAUGAAAGACGGAUAUAGCUUUGAAAUAUAUAUAAAUGUUAGUGAACAAUUACAAGAAGAUAUUGGGAUUAAAGUUAUUUAUGUUGGGUCUUCUUUUUCAAAUGAAUAUGACCAAAUAUUAGAAGACAUUGCGGUUGGUCCAUUAAGCGUUGGAUUAAAUAAGUUUACUAUAACUACAGGACCAAUUGAUAUGAGUAAAUUACCAGAUGAUGAGAUAUUAGGAAAUACAUUAAUAUUAAUUUCUGCUUCUUAUAAAGACAAAGAGUUUUGUAGAAUUGGGUAUUAUGUUAACAAUGAAUUUGAAGGCAUUGACCCUACUAUUGAUGUUGUUAAACGAGAAAUGCUUGUUCCAGAAAAGAUUACUAGAACACUUUCAGAGCCAAGAGUAACAUUAUUCCCAUGUUAUUGGGAUAAAGAAGAACAUAUUGAGAUGAUUGAAGAAAACCCAGAAGAACUUGGUCGCGUUAUAUCAUUUUCUGCUGAUGGAACUAUUCAAUCAAAUGAAACAGAAAAUGAUAAUCAAAUGGAGGAAAUACAAUUAAACCCAGAAAUCAAAAAUCAAAUUAGAAGUGCAUUAGGAGUAGAUGGUUUAAUGAAGAAACAAAAAAAUAUGGAUGAAGAUGAUAGUGAAGAUGAAAUGGAACCAAUGGAACAAUAA